AUGACCGGAAAGCGACCUCACGAGACGAACGGCGAAGGCGGCGAUCAGAAACGAGUUCGCGCCGAAGAUGGGUCUCCGCGUGCCGCGCCGCCGAGUGAUAUGGCCGCAAGAAUGGCCGCUAUCAAAGCAAGACUUGCUGCGAACAAACCCAAGGAGGCAGCGAAUCCGACUUCACGACCACCGCAAUCCGCCGCAUCUCCUUCACCAGCGCCUGCAAAAGCAUCGCCAACAGUAUCCGACGUACCCUCGAGUCCCGCGCAAAGUGGCGAUGUCGCAGAGGCGAGAGCGGCGGCGCAAAAGAGAAUCGCGGAGAUCAGAGCCCGCAUGGCCGCAAAAGGCGGAAGCUCACAAGCGCCAACGAAUGGAGCAAAUGCAGGCACGGGAUCGACCGCGUCUCCUCCGCCGCGGCCGGAUCCUAUAGCAGACGCCAGGGCGAGAGCGGCCGAGAUUGCAAAGCAACAUCAGAAGCGGGCACAGGGUGCUGCGCCGCCGUCGGCUCCAGCUCCGCCGCCGCGAGUAGAUGGCAAAGGUGCAAGAGGAGGACUGGGUAUUGGAUUGCACCCGUCGCUGUUGGGCGACUCAGGAGGAGAGAAGGCCAAAGCGGGACAUCUGGGACCAAAAUUCACCACGACCAAAGGCAAUCAACAGCCGGAGAAGCCCAAGGUCAAUCCGUACCUCGCUGCGGUUGAUGAGCUACCAACCGACGAAGAUCCUACGUUUGCACCUGCCGUCCGACGAAAUGUGGAGAGGAAGAGCAAACAGCUGGUGUUCAGCCAAAAGGGAAAGUACAUGGCGCAGGCGAACGCGUUGCGGCAGCAGGCGAAGUUGGAAGAGAUGAAACGGAGGAUUGCUGCGGAGAAUAGGAAGACCGAGAUCGAGGAAGCAUCGGAUAAAGCAUUCCUGGUUCCGCCGCCGCCUGACGUGGAAUGGUGGGAUGAGGGUCUGCUUCCAGGGGGGCAGGACAGUUACGAUGACUGGGAGAAGGAGAAUCGCAACAGGAUUGAGACGGAGGACAGCAUCAUCACUGCUCUUAUUCAACGGCCUGUGCUCUUGCAAGCACCUCAGGACAAAUUCAUUUCCGGACCCAAGCCGCUCAUGCUUACCCAGAAGGAACAGAAGAAGAUACGACGGCAGCGCCGUAUGGCAGAUAUGAAAGAAGAGCAAGCCAAGAUUCGACUGGGUCUUGUGGAGCCUCCACCACCAAAGGUCAAGAAGUCCAACAUGAUGCGUGUGUUAGGAGAACAGGCCGUCAAGGAUCCGACCGCAGUUGAAGCACGAGUCAAUCGAGAAAUUGCCCAGCGUGCACAUGAUCACGAACAGGCCAACCUGGAUCGGAUGUUGACGCCCGAGCAGCGUGCCGAAAAGCUCAAGCGACAACAAGCGGGCGACGAAGCCAAGGGUGUCAAGAUGGUGGUGUUCCGCGUUGAUGACCUCAGUUGUGGCAAACAUCGUUACCAAGUGGACGUGAACGCCAAACAGAAUGCUAUUACCGGCAUUGUCAUUCUGAAUCCCAACAUGAAUCUCAUCAUCGUCGAGGGCGGGUCGCACAGCAUCAAGGCAUACAAAAAGCUUAUGCUCAACCGAGUCAAAUGGACCGAGAACUUUGCACCCGUCGGCGAAGUCAAUCCUACCACCUUCACUGGCACCACUGAUGGCAGCAAUGCGAAUGUCACGGCUGGAACGAGAGGCUCGGGCAGCAAAGCGGCGGAGUGGUGCAAUCCGUUGGACGAAGAUGGGGAGUUGAAGGAUCUAAGUGGGAAUCGGUGUGUACUUGUUUGGGAAGGCGAGGAGUCGGAGAGAACAUUCAAACGGUGGGGUAGUCGGGCUUGUGAGACGGACGGGGAGGCGAAGGACGUCCUAUCCCGGACGAAGAUGGAGAAUAUGUGGACGCUGGCGAGAAGUAAGUGA
Molecule: messenger RNA, 1908 nt
Organism: Lecanosticta acicola
Lineage: Eukaryota; Fungi; Ascomycota; Dothideomycetes; Mycosphaerellales; Mycosphaerellaceae
Source: the annotation of a GenBank genome assembly